Messenger RNA from Malaya genurostris, 343 nucleotides. RefSeq lists its product as uncharacterized. The transcript has 4 exons. Gene Ontology annotation, molecular function: zinc ion binding; metalloaminopeptidase activity; peptide binding. Gene Ontology annotation, cellular component: cytoplasm. The record is from RefSeq and is a predicted model, not a curated record. Gene Ontology annotation, biological process: proteolysis; peptide catabolic process. Bases 38 to 343 code for a protein of 101 amino acids. Lineage: Eukaryota; Metazoa; Arthropoda; Insecta; Diptera; Culicidae.
UAUUUAUUACAUAGUAAAAGUGAAUUUUACAGGCAAUAUGACUAACGAAAAAGGUUUAUAUUAUACUCAUUACAAAGAUGGAAAUGGGAUUCAUAAAUAUUUAGCGGCCACCAUAUUGGAACCUAACAAUGCAAGAAAGUUAUACCCAUGCAUGGAUGAUCAUAAUUUUCGGUCGCCAUUUGAAAUUAAUAUAGCAAGGAAAGUUCAUAUGAAUACUGCAUCUGGCAUGAAUUUAGAAAUGUCGGAGCUAAUGGAAAGAGAUGAGUUUGUGGUUGAUACGUAUAAUACUACAGGAAUGAUUCGAGCAUCCGAGAUAGGCUUCAUUAUCCGCUUAACAGUUUAA